Molecule: messenger RNA, 5415 nt
Organism: Prinia subflava (tawny-flanked prinia)
Lineage: Eukaryota; Metazoa; Chordata; Aves; Passeriformes; Cisticolidae
Gene: ACE2
Product: angiotensin converting enzyme 2
Exons: 18
Coding region: 2300-4744 (814 amino acids)
Biological process (GO): proteolysis
Cellular component (GO): plasma membrane
Molecular function (GO): metallopeptidase activity; peptidyl-dipeptidase activity
Source: RefSeq, a predicted model, not a curated record
GGUUUCAGGCUGUGCACGGACAGGUGGUGGCAGCAGGCAGGAGUGAGGAGCAAAGGUGACUCCUGCACCAUAACAGAGAGGUGACAGCUACCAGGGCUGCCUCUGGACAAGCAGAGCACUGUAAAGGGGGAAAAAUAACACCUGCAUGUAAAAAGGGAGUUUUGAAUCAGCCAGCCCUUUUACAGUACCCUAAAAAGUACCCAGUUCAAUGAUUGUGUAAUUAACUUGCCAGCAUAGAGGAGAAAAUAGGAGAGUUAAAGUGAAGAGUCAACACAGCCCCUGUUCUCUGCUGGAGAAGAAGAAAUCAAGGUAAUAAUAGGCAUAAUUCUCUGCUCUGACAGACAACAGCUGAAACAACAGCACAAAAACCUUUCAUCAUUUCACCAUGUGACAGUCUCACUGGCAAAUUGAGAAGCAAUGAGCAAGACAAGAAUCACAAAAGGCACAUAAUUACUUGGAAAACAGGCUUUGUGGUUCUCAGUCAAGAGCAGGGGUCAUUUUAAUAUCUCUCCUGGGCUUUACUGUGUCCCAUAUCAUCUGGAUGUGAGAAGAGAAUAUCUAUCUAUUAACAGGUUUUUGGGCAUUGCCAAGCACUUCCAAGGGAGUCCUUCAAAGGAUUACAAUUCCAAAUGAUCAUAAAAUUUUGAAAAAUGGACUGAAAUCAGUGCAAUGCGCUUCAGCCCAGACAAAUUCACAGUGCAGUAAUUGGUGCCACCCUAGAACCAGAUGUACAGAGGCAAAAGAAAAAAAAAAAAAGGAAUGGCUGAGCAAGUAGCACUACCAGAAAGGUCUCAACUGGAAUGUGAGUUGAUAUUAAUUAAUGUUGCCAGAAAGAAGGUGUGUAUCAGUGAGGCACUGCAUGUAACAUGUUCCAGUGAUUGGAUUCCUGGUCACUGAUACAGUUUUAGUUAUUUGCAGAUGUGGACACCAUCACUAAGGGCCCACAAAACGUGGCAAGUCUGGAUGGCACCAAGAAGAGCAACAUGAAAUUUAGGGAACAUGACCUCUGGGGAAGGGUUGAGUGAAUGUUGUUAACUUUCACUUGAAAAAAAACUAUUGUUAGAAGAUUGCACAUGGAUGAGAGAGAUCAGUCACCCCGGUCCACAGCACGUGGGUACCACAAGAUAUUGAAGCUGGGUGUUUCCUCAAGGUGUUUCCUCAAGGUGGUUGCUUUCUGGCUGUGCUUGCCAGGUGCUUGUUGCUGGUGGCCCUGCUGAGGCUGUGCUGGGUUCCCAAGGGCUCCUGAGGGCUGGAUCUGCUCUCCAAGGUUUGGCAAUGAAGGGGCUGAUUCCUGCUGCUCCCAGGCAGACUCAUGGUGGUUUCACAGAAACUCUGCUGGGAAUGGGAGACCAACCCUGUGGAUGUGGCUUCAGAGUUGCAUCUCAAAGCAAACCCCCACAAGACCCAAAACAAAACCAACCAUGUGAUCCUGAGCAGAAAUAGGCUAGUUUAAAAAAUACUAAGUCAUUGUCUGAUCGAUAACACUCGAUCUAAACUGCAUUUCCAGAGCUAAUUCAUGCAUUGAUUUUCCCAUUGAUUUGCAGUAACUGCUGGGUUCCUAGCUAGAUUAGCAAAGGUAUUCAAAUAUUAAGAUGGAGUCAUUUUAGUAGCCUUAGUCACCUUAUACUUAAAUCCAGUUGAUUUAUAGUUCAGAUUAGGUCUCUGCACAAGAUGCUGUGAUUCCACAAAGUCUCUUGCUGCUUUUUGAUGGCUCAGUGAACACAUUUAAAAUUCAGGCUUUUUAUGCCCCAAUUGCUUUGAAAAGGAGGUUUGUUCCCCAAAUCACCUGGGCUUUGCAAAGCCUUUUAAAAUGUGGCCCUAAAUACUCAACCAUGUAUCCUAUCUCAGACUAACUGGGGUUUUGUCCUGCCUGAGAGUUAAGGUUCUUGGCUUGGUGUUUCAGUGAAGUUUCUAAAUAUUUUUACAGCUUAUCACCAACCUGUUAAAGGAUUGACAGAUUCUGAGCUACCAGAGACACGGGUAGGCUAUAGAUAAAAUGACCAGCUGUAUCAUUGACAGCACAUUUGGGAAACAUUAACCAAAAGUAAAAACCUUUUAUAAGAAGGCCAUAAAAUGGCAGGAGUAAUUAUGUUUUUCCAAAGUUAAUCAUUGACUUUUGUUUAUUUGGCUUUUUAUAAAAAAACUUUUUCCUUUCUCUCCUAUAAUGAAUAAAACCUAUAAAAGCUCCAGCAAAUUGGAUUCAGCCUUUCUUCUUCACAGUGGCCAUGCUUGAAGGCUGAUGAGGCAGAGGCCAACUGAAAAGCUAACCUGAGGAAACCUACUUUGUUGAGAGGUUCUCAUGCUGCAUGUGAAUAUGUUGGUCCACUUCUGGCUUCUCUGUGGCCUGAGCGCUGUUGUGACCCCUCAGGAUGUCACACAACAAGCCCAGAAGUUUUUAGAAGAGUUUAACAGGAGGGCAGAAGAUGUCAGCUAUGAGAACUCCAUUGCCUCAUGGAACUACAACACCAACAUCACUGAGGAGAAUGCCAAUAAAAUGAGUGAGGCAGGCGCCAAGUGGUCCGAGUUUUACGAGGAGGCCUCCAGGAAUGCCAGCAGCUUCCCAGCAGACAGCAUCACAGAUGAGCUCACCAAGCUCCAGAUCCAGACCCUCCAGGAAAGAGGAUCCUCUGUGCUGUCACCAGAAAAAUAUAACAGACUGGGCACUGUGCUAAAUACCAUGAGUACCAUCUACAGCACUGGGACCGUCUGUAAAAUCAACAAUCCCUCUGAGUGUUUGGUGCUGGAGCCAGGUCUGGAUGCUAUUAUGGCUGACAGCACUGAUUAUCAUGAGAGACUGUGGGCCUGGGAAGGCUGGAGAGCUGAUGUUGGCAGAAUGAUGAGACCAUUAUAUGAAGAGUAUGUUGAACUCGAAAAUGAGGUUGCAAGGCUUAAUGGUUAUUCUGACUACGGAGACUACUGGAGAGCAAAUUAUGAAGCAAAGUCUCCAGAAAAUUACAAAUACAGCCGUGACCAGCUGAUCGAGGAUGUGGAGAAGACUUUUGAGCAGAUCAAACCUCUGUACGAGCAGCUGCAUGCCUAUGUGAGACACAAGCUGGAGCAAGUGUAUGGCCCCGAGCUCAUCAGCUCCACAGGAAGCCUCCCUGCUCACUUGCUGGGUGAUAUGUGGGGUAGAUUCUGGACAAAUCUGUAUCCCUUGACUGUUCCUUAUCCAGCCAAACCAAACAUUGAUGUAACUUCUGCAAUGGUUGAAAAGAAAUGGGAUGCAAUUAAAAUAUUCAAAUCUGCUGAGGCCUUCUUUGUUUCUAUUGGCCUUGAUAACAUGACUGAGGGCUUCUGGGCAAACUCCAUGCUGAUCGAGCCCAACGACAACAGGAAGGUUGUCUGCCAUCCCACAGCAUGGGACAUGGGCAAAAGGGAUUACAGGAUCAAGAUGUGCACCAAAGUGACCAUGGAUGACUUCCUGACGGCACACCACGAGAUGGGGCACAUCGAGUACGACAUGGCCUACGCGGACCAGCCCUACCUGCUGAGGAGCGGCGCCAAUGAGGGCUUCCACGAAGCUGUGGGGGAAAUUAUGUCACUUUCUGCAGCCACCCCUCAGCACCUGAAGUCUCUUGAUCUCCUAGAGCCAACUUUCCAAGAUGAUGAAGAAACUGAAAUCAACUUUCUGCUCAAACAAGCACUAACGAUUGUUGGAACAAUGCCUUUCACUUACAUGCUGGAGAAGUGGAGGUGGAUGGUGUUUAGGGGUGAGAUUACAAAGCAGGAAUGGACCAAACAGUGGUGGGAGAUGAAGAGAGCCAUAGUUGGUGUUGUGGAACCAGUCCCUCAUGAUGAAACCUACUGCGACCCUGCUGCGCUGUUCCACGUGGCCAAUGAUUACUCCUUCAUAAGGUAUUACACCCGCACCAUCUAUCAGUUCCAGUUUCAGGAGGCACUUUGCAAGGCAGCUAACCACACUGGCCCUCUUCACAAAUGUGACAUCACCAACUCCACUGCAGCUGGGCAGAAACUCAGACAAUUGCUGGCAUUAGGGAGAUCCAAGCCCUGGACUCAGGCACUGGAAAGUGUAACAGGAGAAAAAUACAUGAAUGCAGCUCCCUUGCUCCACUACUUUGAGCCUUUAUAUGAGUGGCUGAAAAAAAACAAUUCUGGCAGAUACAUUGGCUGGAAGACAGACUGGGCUCCAUAUUCUAGCAAUGCCAUCAAAGUGCGCAUCAGCCUGAAGUCAGCUCUGGGGGACCAGGCGUAUGAAUGGGAUGAAAGCGAGCUCUUCUUGUUCAAGUCAUCUGUCGCCUAUGCCAUGAGAAAAUACUUUGCAAAGGAGAAGAAACAGAACGUUGACUUCCAAAUUACAGACAUUCAUGUCGGGGAACAGACACAAAGGAUCUCCUUCUACAUUACUGUCAGCAUGCCAGGUAAUAUCAGUGAUAUCGUGCCCAAAGCUGAUGUGGAAAAGGCCAUCAGGAUGUCUCGAGGACGAAUCAAUGAGGCUUUCAGACUGGACGAUAAUACGCUGGAGUUUGUGGGAAUACUUCCAACCCUGGCUGCACCUUAUGAACCACCAGUAACCAUCUGGUUAAUUGUAUUUGGGGUGGUCAUUAGUCUGAUUGUCAUUGGAGUUAUUGCCUUGAUCAUCACUGGGCAAAGAGAUCGCAAAAAGAGAGCAAGAGAAAGCAGAGGUGAAGCAGGAUCAAAUCGUGAAGAGGUGAACCCUUAUGCUGAAGAGGGAAGAAGCAACCUGGGCUUUGAGCCAGCUGAAGAGACACAAACAUCAUUUUAAAUGGUGUGGGUGCACUAAGGGCUUCUGGGUUUUUUCAUUUCACCUUUAGCAAUAGUACCUAGCAAAGGAGCAAAACAUGUUGGAUGUCAUCAAACAAUGUAUUCUGGUUGACCAUUAAUCUACUGGUUCAUGGCCAAAACAACUAAAUCUGCUGUCUGUGUGGUAACUGGAAAACAUGCAUGGCUUUUCUAAGAGUUAUCUGCAUAACAUUACACACCAUUUAUGCUGCUUUUCAUGUGUCAGCUGCAUCCAGCUUCUGCUUCCUGUGUAAUGAGAUACACAAAAGCUUGGAAAUAUACAGUUGUAUACAGACCAAGACACACAUAAAAAUAACUCAUAUACUCCUGAAGAAUAUCUUGAUCUUUCCUGAUGGAGACCUCAAAAGUGUUUCUAAAGACAGUGAUGAAAAAUCCCUUGACUAACCUUAGUGAUAAAGAACUCUGUUUGCUAUAACUGCAAUUUUUGCACCUUCAAGAAAUCUGUAUCAAUGUAAAGUGGAUACUGGAUGAAGACUAACAAGCACUGGAAGUUUAUUAGAAAAUCAUAACAUAAGUUAUUUUUCUAACUGUUUGCUUGAUAAGUAUUGUAGGGAUGAAAUAUCCCACGUUCCCUCAAAAAAACCCCACCUCUUUUAUGUUGACAUUAAAAAUGGAAACUUCCUUAAUACAAAA